AUGAACCUGAGCAGCAUGGCCGAUCUGAACCUGACGCUGUACUCGGGCGCCUUCAACUUCAGCCUCGGCCGGGCGCUGGACAUCCUGCAGCAGCACUACCGCAGCGACCGCGUCUUUUCGGGUUCCACCGAGGCCGGCAUCGUGGCUGCGUACGUGUUUCUCAUCACUUCGGGCGUCUUUUGCAACCUGUUGGUGUCCGGCGUGAUCCUGUCGCACGCCAAGGUGCGCACCAACCGCAACUUGUUCGUGGUCAACCUGAGCAUCUCGGACACGGCGCUGUGCCUCUUCUGCAUGCCCUUCACGGUGUACUCGCUGACGCGCAAGACCUGGCCGCUGGGUGAGCUACUCUGCAAGCUGGUGCCCUGCUUCCAGAGUGCCACCGUCUUCGUGUCGGCGGCCACCGUGUCGGCCAUCGCGUUCGACCGCCACCAGACCGUGGUGGCCGUGAACGUGCAGCGGCCAGAGGACAGCCGCCGCCGGGUAGCCUGGUACAUGGCCGCCAUCUGGAUCUUCUCGGUGGCGCUGUCGCUGCCCAUGUGCCUGUCGCAGAGCCUCCAGAAGGUGGGCUUGUCGCGCCGAUAUAUGUACGAGAAGUGCGUCGAACAGUGGCCCUCGCCUGGUGCCAAGCAGCUCUAUACCCUGGUCACCCUGCUCAUACAGUUCGUCAUACCCACCACGGCACUCGUGGUCACGCAUUUCCGCAUCAAGUCGCACUUGAGCUGCUCGGCCGCCUCGACGCCGGGAGCCUCGACCGCGGCGCCUGACAAGCGCGGCUACUCGGAGCGCCUGCAACGCGAACUACGCCGCAACCGGCGGGCCACCAUGGUGCUGCUCAAUGUUUCUGUCGUGUUCGCCAUAUCCUGGCUACCUUGGAAUGCCAUGAACCUGCUGACCGACUUUCACCUGGAGGGCAUCUCGCCGCAAAGGCUGUAUCUCAUCUUUGCUGUUUGCCACAUGAUCGCCAUGAGCAGCGCCACCACGAACCCCAUCAUGUACGGCUGGCUCAACACCAACAUCCGCCGAGAGCUGCUGGGAGUGCGCAACCGCGUUGGGCUCGUCUUCAGCACGCUGCGCGCCUCCAACAGCGAGAACAACCUACACACCUCAAUGGACGACAACAGCCGCACGGCCGUCACCGUCGACAAGAGCCGCUUAUGACGCGUCCCGCUAGGUUACCGGCGCCGCUCGUCGGCCGCGUCGUCGGUCUAGGCCUCACUCACCUGCUUCUCGAGGCAUUGAUAACGCGCCGUGGAAGUGCGCGACAUCGCGGAACCCUCCACAUUGCACGGACGCUUUUGAUGUGGGCGUAAACUGCUAUCUGCGCUCAACUUUACGCAAUGGACGGUGAAUAGAUUCCGAUGUCCCGUGCCGCUACCGGCUGAGCAAAACGUGAAAGCGGCAAUGUGCAUUGCUUCGUUGGACAAUUGGUGAAUGCUUUGCUCUCGUUUUCCUGUCUCUCUUGAGAUUUUAUUCAGCCGACACUUGCCGUCAACUUUACACGAGGCGCUGCACCAAUUGCUGGGCACAUAUUUACAGCAGUUCUGUGCAGCAAGCCGGCUUCGCCAUGAAUUACACUUUUUGGAAAAAAAAAUCACUCGCGUCCAGUGCCGGUCAUGUAUUUUACCCAUCCACAUCACCCUAUUCGAGCGAUUUGCAUGAAAUUGCCAUCAUUCAAAGAAUAAGUAUGCUGCUGUGUAAAUUCAUUGUGUAACUUCAUUGCUUACAAACGCGUCGUCGCUUAUAAGUCCAGUGAACUCACGAGAAGCUUUCAGAGAUAACGAUGUCGGUUGUCCUUGAUGUAACAUCGUCCACGUUGUGUCCAUCUCAUUUUUAGCCGCAGCUGAGCUAGGUAAAAUGGGAAUUGUGAGCACGGUACACUCAGCCACCAAGUUAGUGUGUAAAGAGGCCCAGGGUUGUUCACUGGCUGCACUAUGGAUGCUCUUCUGACCGAAUCGUUUUUGCUUGCAGUUAAGUGCGCACUCUACCCAACUGCUAUCCCCAAUCGCAGGGCGAGUUUUCGGAGUACGGCUGCACGUAAACUUGCCCUUUUUAAAGAAAAUGGAGAGGCGGCGUGCAUGAGCCGAUUUGUAGGCUCAUAGACUGCGUCUAUUUUACAGAACAAUAAAGAAAACAGAAGAGGAAUUAUGAAGCAGAAAAAGUGAUGUCCACUCGACAAAGGAAAACACUCAUGAGAUUAAUGCAAAUGCCCAAGCAAAAGGCCUCGAUGUGACCUACUUAGAUUUACUUAUACGGUACAGCAGCGGUCGCGUGCGCACUUAACACGUCGUCGGACGGCAGCAGCUGCUGACUUUACGAGUCAUGAUCAAGAGUGUUUUUUGAUUACUUCCUAGCAUCUCAUAUUCUCGGACUUCUCCACAGCGUCCGAGAAGCAGGAGCCGCCUUCUUCGCUCAGUCGGCGACUGGCGCGUCAUACAGCGGACGCACGCGACCGACGCGUGCGCUCAUGCUCGAUUGCGGAAAGUUCGUUCUCCAUAUCGCGCUUACUUUCGUGCUUUCACGCGACACGAUUGAGCACGCGCAGAGCUGAUGGCGGUACGGUGCGGGCACGUUAGCGACAGGCGCGCCUGCACCUUCGUAACUGUCGGCAGAGUGCGUCAAUUGAGGUACGCGCGCGAUGCGUCAUCGACGGGUCGUUAGUGUAUACGCCUCGCGUUGGUCCUGCGGAUUUUUUUAAUGUGUGUUUUGUGAGACGAAAGAACGUCACGCCGUUUUUGCGGGUGGCAACGUAUAUAAAGUAGAACUAGCUCACGGCUCAAGCUCUGCGCCUAUGUGCAGCAGCCCCAAACUAACGUGGGAGUUUGUUCAGCCUGAAUGAACGCGAUACAAGUUUCUUCUGUUCUCUAGGCAGGAUGUGCUUCUUUCAGCGGAUUCAACGUGUUUAAUGUUGGAUGUAAUUGGAUGUGGCGCAGACCACGCACCUCGUGCUGAAGGGCAGUUUGGCGCCACGUUUAGCUCUAUCCUCCUCUGCAUGCGUUCUGGGGGGAUGCUCAGAGACAGUAAUUUAAGUCAGCCACUUCCAUCAGCGCAAAGUAACGUCGGAGUUCCUAAAGCGUACCUUCUCUGUUGGUGUAUACUUUCUAAAGCGUACCUUCUUUGUUGGUGUAAAGUGCGUUCUUUAUACAGCUGUGCACAACUCGCUUGAAAAUUCGCAGCCUACCUGUGCACUCGAGUGCCAUCAAACGCCCGUGCUGUUGAAUUUAUUUAUUUAUUUAUAUAAUAUUAGCUUCAAAACGUGUCAAGGAGCGGAGUGGAAGUGUAAUAAAAAGAACAUAACAGCAUACACAUUUUCUUAUUCUGGCUGAGCAGGUAGGCCCAUAAAUUUGGAGUCGAUAGUCAUACAAUCACGCAAGUAGAAAUAUAGAGAACUUUGUUCAUUGAAGUAUAAUUUCUUAUUUUUACUAGCAGGCAUGAAAUUAUUUUCUAAACGUAUGACCAUAUUGUCAAGUUGGCACUGCCUAAAUAAUAUGUUUGCUUACAUAGACUAUUUAGAGCCAUUCUUUUAUGUCUCUCUUUUUCGAAACUUCUGAACUUCAACCUAUACUAAUUUCUAAACACAUAAUAACGGAAGUGUCAGAUUUAUACCACGGCAAUGACAAAGCCCUUGACGAUUUCGCAUACAUUAUACUGCUUUAUCAUUCUGUCAGCUAAAAAAAGAAUAAGUUUACACAUUUAGGGCAUACUUUUCAGAAAAAAACGAAAGAUUAAAGGGAUCAUACAUAUUCUGCGAGCUAUGCGCCCACUUCCGAUGUCUUAGCAAGAUUUCCGAGUGAAUGGGUGCAUUAAGCGUACAAAAAAAAAACCCUCUCAUUCGGUGCUAUGAAUUAAUUUUUGCGCGGGAGAAAAGUUAUUUUCUCUCGCGCGAUAAAAUGUGACGUAAUAUUUCGCUUUCUUUUGCGCGCACAAUUGAGGGUCUUUUCUUGUGAUUUAAGGUGAAAGGCAUCUAUCUCUUCGCCUAGUUUUUACAGACGGUGCCCGGCUUUCAGCAUGUUUUUUUUCUUGAAUUUAGCUACUACUUUGUCUUCCCCCUACCCCUACCAUCUUUUCAACUGGACAUUGUGUCGAUUUUCAUUUUAAGCACGCAGCUUUAGGUGAUUACAAAAGAUUCAUGUUUUAGUUGCACUAAUAGGCUGGGUCCACCGGAAUCAUACAAUCACUCGCAAGCGACGUUCAUUCUUUUGAUGCACAAGCAACCCGCCACGCCGAAAUGCCUGUUAAAGCUUCCCGUUUCAUCAUACAAAGCAAGCUCAGCAGUGUUCGCGCGUCCAUUUUCAAGCCAUUUCUGAUGCAUGUAUAAGCCACAGGCUCUCCUCUGAUCGUGUCUUGAAUUCCACGUGUUGCGUCACCUGCUAUUCAUCCUUUUUUAUUUCCCCAUACACGAUUGCUUCAGCGCUUUCUUGAAUUCCCUUGGGUGUGCAGCUCCCCAAAGUUUUGUGUAAUCGCGCCGCUGGUGUUUUCUCUACAGUAUAAUAAUAUACGCGUGGUGUGGUCAAGUGGUUUUGGCUCCCACCAGGCUGACUGAACGCGGAAGUAAAAUAUGUAAAUAAGACUUCGCGCCAAUCAGUGAACUGCACGCCUGGCUCCUGGGAGGUCACAGAGCAGCGACCGUGGAUGGUUUUAACCGGUUGCCUUUCAGGUUGGCCUAUAACUGAUGAUGGCAAGUGGCACAUCUCUGUAGAUAUUGCCAAGUGAUCUCGCUUUUCCUCGGCGCACACUAGCCGUGCGUGUGCCGCUAUUUUUAUACUUUAUUUUUUCAGUACCCUCAACUGUAUAUACAUAGUAUAUGCCCCGCUAUUUAUGUCUGCAUCGUGUCAAAAUCUCGGCUAGUAUGGGUACCGAUAGAAUACCCGUUCUACAGCAUAUCCUUAGCGCUUCGUAGUAUCAUCGCUCGACAUCCAUCACUCUUCAUUUCCGUUCAUCCUUUGCAUUGCAAAGUUGCUGCUGUUGUCAGAAAGCCUAAUACAAAAAAAAAAUGUGAGCAAGGACGACACAAGAAUCACAUAAUGUAAGCACUCGCUUUUUAAUUUCUGUUUACCGUUCAACUUCUAACGUUAACUACUCGUGGAUACUGGCCCAACGAAUCGAGGAGUGUUUCUGAAUCAUAACAAACUUUGACACACAGUUAACGAGAUAGAAAAUUUUCAUUGUUAUUCUUUCAUCACGAAAGCUUUGAUUUCAACCAUCCAACCCCCUCUCUUUUUUUACACUGCAUCUACCCAGCUUUUUCAAGUUGCUUUGCGCGGAAGCCCUGCAUCUACCCGUGCUUCCCGUUUCUAGACUAGACUAGUGCUUCUCUCAUUAUCAGUUUGUACAGCUCACAGUGCCAUCCUUUGAGUAUAUCUUAUAUCAAACUUGUAACAAGGUACCCAUCUUGUAUGAAUGUCUCAAAUAAAUAAACAGA
Rhipicephalus microplus (southern cattle tick) is the source of this 5419-nucleotide messenger RNA. Its product is annotated as neuropeptide F receptor-like. The record is from RefSeq and is a predicted model, not a curated record. Gene Ontology annotation, biological process: G protein-coupled receptor signaling pathway. NCBI's taxonomy places the organism in Eukaryota, Metazoa, Arthropoda, Arachnida, Ixodida, Ixodidae. Gene Ontology annotation, molecular function: neuropeptide Y receptor activity. Gene Ontology annotation, cellular component: membrane.